Baudoinia panamericana UAMH 10762 is the source of this 1005-nucleotide messenger RNA. RefSeq lists its product as uncharacterized. NCBI's taxonomy places the organism in Eukaryota, Fungi, Ascomycota, Dothideomycetes, Mycosphaerellales, Teratosphaeriaceae. Bases 1 to 1005 code for a protein of 334 amino acids. The record is from RefSeq and is a predicted model, not a curated record. The transcript is spliced from 2 exons. Gene Ontology annotation, molecular function: oxidoreductase activity.
AUGCCUGGCCUACUCAGUCAGUCACAAGACCCAGGAGGUUUCUUCCAGGUCAAAGGGCUGCACCCAACGUUUGGUGCAGAAGUCCACGGUGUCGACUUAGCAACGAUCUCGGAUGAAGCCUUUGCGGAAUUGCUCACUCUCAUGGCGAAGUACGGCUUCCUUGUCCUCCGAGACACGGGUCUAGACGACACAACACACGUCGAGUUUUCGCGCCGCUUCGGCGAACUUGACGACAUUCGGCCCUACAUGACCGGCGGUCGGAAACCGCGCUACGAGUACUACGAGCUCUUCGACGCAGGCAACGUUGACGCCGAUGGCAAACCGCUUGCUGUGGAUAGUCCAAGGUCUCACUACGGCAAGGGCAAUGGCUUCUUUCAUGUCGACAGCAGCUUCAAUCCUCGACGCGCCUCCUACUCUCUCCUGCGGGCGUGCCGUCUACCUCCACCAGGUACGGGCGGAAAUACCGACUUCGCGGACAGUAGGACGGCAUUCGACACUCUGCCUGACGAGCUCAAGCAGCGCUUACUAGACAACCACUAUGCUGGCUGCCAUUCAUUGCAUGCAAGUCGCAAACGCGGAUCGCCAGAGUUCUUCGCCGACCUCAAACCGGAGGACUUCCCCAUGCAUCGGCAUGCACUCGUCCAAGUACAUGAGUCAUCUGAUCGUAUGAAUCUCUACAUAGGCGCUCAUCUCCAUCAUAUUAACGGUUUGUCCGAUACCGAGAGCUGGCAGUUGAUUUGGGCACUAACUGGGUGGGCUACGCGACCGGAGAAUACGGUAAGUGUGGAGUGGGAGAAUGAAGGCGAUCUGAUCAUUUGGGAUAACCGGGCUGUUUUGCACCGUGCGGCAGGUGGCAGUUAUGAAGGUAAGUAUGCAAGAGAUCUGAGACGUACUACGGUCCAUGAUGCUUCCUCAACAGCCUGGGGGCUCAAUGAGCAAGUGGAUACACGGCCUGGGUUCAACAGUAAUGGAAAGUCGCAGACCGCUAGGGCGCUGGGGGUUUGA